AUGCCCAUGGUAGUAGCGCUGGUCGUUGCACUCCUGGCACUGGGGAUUUUGCUGCUCUUCGUGCUCUUCAGGCGAAAGUACAACAGUUCAAAAACCUCGGAGAACAACAGCACUAUCCCCCUGCGAAGAUGUCAAGGAGGUGUGCGCAAGCUGAACACACAGAUCCCCGUGGAGGAACUGCUGGAGGCUCUGAAGAGGUUUAAGAGGGCAGAAGUAGAGGCAGAGCAGACAGAGGAUGAAUCAGUCAACAGGCAUGACGCUGGGCGUCUGAGAGAGUAUCAGCAACUGUCCUCCACUUUGUUGCAUCCCUGCGAUGCUGGGAAGGAGCUGUGUAAUCAGAACAAGAACCGCUACAAGAGCAUCAUCCCAUAUGAUUACUGCCGUGUGGUGCUGCAGCACUCUGACAUGGGGAAAGGCUACAUCAAUGCCAGCUACGUGGAUAGCUACCGGAGUCCACGCUUCUUCAUUGCAGCUCAAGGCCCUUUGCCUGGGACAGUGGUGGAUUUCUGGCAAAUGAUCUGGCAGGAGAAGACCUCGGUCAUCGUGAUGCUGACAGGCUUGGUGGAGCAGAACAAGACCAAGUGCGAGCAGUAUUGGCCAGAGCAGGAACAGGUCUACGGGGACUUCACCGUGACACUCAACACCACCAGGACCACCACGGGCCUUGUCACACGUACCUUCUGCCUGCAGAAGGCAGGCUAUGCUCUCCCAAGAGUGGUGGAGCAGUUUCACUACCUGCUGUGGCCAGACCACGGGGUCCCCAGAAACCCUGCCCAGCUCCUCUGCUUAGUGGAAGCGGUGAACAAGAGGGGGUUGGAAGCGCCUGCUGGACCUGUGCUGGUGCACUGCAGUGCAGGGAUCGGACGGACAGGUACCUUCAUCGCCCUGGACUUCCUCCUGAAGAUGGGGAAGGCUGAGGGGAAGGUGGAUGUGUUUCACUGCGUGCAAAGGCUGCGGGAGCAGCGGGUCAGCAUGGUGCAGACCAAGGAGCAGUACACCUUCCUGUAUGAGGUGCUUCUCGAAGGCUUGCUCUGCAGCAGCACCGGGGUCCCAGUGGAGAGCAUCGCCAGCCAUGUCCGCUGCCUUCGAGAAGCUGAGACCUCAAGGCACAACAAUGUACUGGAGAAGGAGUUCAAGGCCCUGCAGAAGUUUUCUGAGUUGUUCCAGCUCCUGCCAUGCAGAGAAGCGGAGAAACCCAGCAACCAGCCCAAGAACCGCAAGCCAGGGAUCCUGCCAGCGGAUUCCUGCCGGCCCAUGCUGAUGUCCUCGCUGAAUGCAGAUGGCUCGCCAGGUUACAUCAACGCCGUGUUCGCCAAUACAUACAGCGAGGAGGACAGACUCAUCGUCACCCAGCUGCCUUUCUCCACCACGCUGGUGGAUUUCUGGGCUCUGGUCUGGGAUUACACCUGCACAUCGGUGGUUGUGCUGAACCAGCUCCAGGAGCUGGACAAGACAUAUGUGGAGUUCUGGCCCACCCAGGGUGAAGAUACCUAUGGACAUUUCCAUGUCCACCUGAUCUCAGAGGAGCCCGGAGUUGGCUUCGCAGCCUGGACAUUUGCCCUCACCAACAGGCAGCAGCCCAAGAAGUCUGCACUGGAAGUUCGGUUUUGGCAACUGAAGGACUGGCCCAUGCAGCAGCGUCUUCCCCCGCACCCUGCCACCAUCAUCAGCCUGCUAGGGAAGGUGGAGACACACCAUCGGCAGAGCCAAGAUGGACAUAUCCUUAUCACCUGCUGGGAUGGUGCUAGCCGGAGCGGAAUCUUCUGUGCUGCUAGUUUCCUGUGUGAGCAGAUCCAAAGUGAGGGGCUGGUGGAUGUAUCCCAGGCUGUGAGGAUGCUGAAGAGGCGGCGGAGACAGCUGAUUAAAGAUGUGGAGCAGUAUGGACUCUGCUACGAACUAGCCCUCAGUUACUUGAAUUCAUUUGAAACCUAUGGGAAUUUCAAAUAG
Messenger RNA from Fulmarus glacialis (Northern fulmar), 1947 nucleotides. Its product is annotated as receptor-type tyrosine-protein phosphatase T-like. The transcript has 18 exons. The record is from RefSeq and is a predicted model, not a curated record. Gene Ontology annotation, biological process: protein dephosphorylation. The coding region runs from base 1 to 1947 and encodes 648 amino acids. Lineage: Eukaryota; Metazoa; Chordata; Aves; Procellariiformes; Procellariidae. Gene Ontology annotation, molecular function: protein tyrosine phosphatase activity.